AUGACAUGGCUAUCGACGAUAGGAAGCGCAUUUUACUAUCUCUCCUUGUCAAUCACUGUUGUUUUCAGUUGGCUAUUGGCUAUUCUCAGGACUACUCUAGCUCCACUACUACAUUUGGGAAACUCUUUGAUUUCUGCUUUACUUCUCCCCUUGAGAGUACUAGCUAAAUUCGAGACCCUCGUAAUAUUCUUGGGAUCUGCAAUCCUCAUCGGCUUGAUCACUGGCUCGGUAUUACAUAUCUCUUCUGGCAUCCUCGCAUCACUAUUCAAAUUGGCAUCGAGUCCUGAAGAAACGGGUCGUUCUGUGACAUCAAUUCGCGCUGUACAAGAACAGAAGAAACGGAGUUCGAAACCGGAUCUAUUGAAAUGGAAGGUUGAUCCCUCUGUGGAAAAGAGAUAUUCCGAAUGGCUGGAAAAGGAUGGAGGUAGAAAGAAGGAUGAACACGGGUUAUUGGCGCAAACUAUAAUCGAGGAGGACGAUGACUCCGAGGAUGGGUUUUGA
Messenger RNA from Sclerotinia borealis F-4128, 501 nucleotides. The record is from the annotation of a GenBank genome assembly. Lineage: Eukaryota; Fungi; Ascomycota; Leotiomycetes; Helotiales; Sclerotiniaceae.